AGUAAAACAAGAUGGCGGCGCCCAUGAAGAAAACUGUCGAACUUUUCUAUGAUGUUGUUUCGCCAUAUACAUGGAUUGGCUUUGAAAUUUUGUGUCGAUACAGAACAAAAUGGCCAAAUAUGGACCUGCAGCUGAAACCUUUCUUUCUUGGAGGAGUCAUGAAAGAAUCAGGAAACAAACCCCCGGCCAUGGUGCCAAAUAAAGGUUCCUACAUGAUAAAAGACAUUCAGAGGCUGGGAAAAUAUUAUGGAAUUCCACUGAAACAACCCAAGGAUUUUGCCAGUGUAAUGUUUGGUACACUCCCAGUACAGAGAUUCCUGACUGCAGUGGACAUGACCAACCCAGAAUACACAGAGGAACUCUCUAGACAAUUCUGGUUCCGAAUAUGGAAAAAUGAUGAACCAAUCACAGAACCUCAACAUUUUGCAGAGGCAGCCAAAAAAGCUGGAAUGAGUGAGGAUAUGAUAUCCUCAGCUCUAAAGAGAAUGGGUGAACCAGAUGUGAAAAACAGACUUACUCAGUACACAAAACAGGCAUUAGAGGAAGGGGCAUUUGGAAGUCCAUGGAUUAUUGCACACAUCAAUGGAAAGAAAGAAUCAGUGUUUGGAUCAGAUAGAUUUCCAAUAUUAGCCAUGUUGUUAGAGGAAGAAUGGCAUGGUCCCUUGAAAGAAUUAUCUAAGCUGUAAAAUUAAAAUUUGUAUUUAUUUUUUGAAUUCAAUCAAUGUACAGAAAACUUUAUCCAAGAAAGUUAUUUUCUUGCCCUGAGGUCAGUUCAUUAAUAGAAGUGAACUGUUUUUGUGAAUAUGAUGGCAGCAUACAUACAGAGAACUUCAUUAAAAGACCAAAUGGAAUUGUAUGGUAGUGUUAUACAUUAAAUGUUAAAACUGUGCAGUUUCAAAUGUCUGUGAUAGAUAAUCAGGUAU
Molecule: messenger RNA, 923 nt
Organism: Saccostrea cuccullata (small rock oyster)
Lineage: Eukaryota; Metazoa; Mollusca; Bivalvia; Ostreida; Ostreidae
Product: glutathione S-transferase kappa 1-like
Exons: 8
Coding region: 12-686 (224 amino acids)
Biological process (GO): glutathione metabolic process
Cellular component (GO): mitochondrion; peroxisome
Molecular function (GO): glutathione transferase activity; glutathione peroxidase activity
Source: RefSeq, a predicted model, not a curated record